Messenger RNA from Sardina pilchardus (European sardine), 1222 nucleotides. RefSeq lists its product as uncharacterized. Gene Ontology annotation, molecular function: metal ion binding; hydrolase activity; nucleic acid binding. Bases 45 to 1010 code for a protein of 321 amino acids. Lineage: Eukaryota; Metazoa; Chordata; Actinopteri; Clupeiformes; Clupeidae. The transcript has 2 exons. The record is from RefSeq and is a predicted model, not a curated record.
AGACAGACGGCAUCAUCAUCAUCAUCAUCAUCAUCAUCAUCAUCAUGAAACUGAUAGGCUUGCUGUUGCUGCUGCUAGGUCUUGUCUCAGCGGUUGAGGGGGAGGUGGUCACGAAUUUUAGUUCCUCCUGUCCAGACUUUUUUAUCAAAGACCAGAAGAAUAAUGCCAUUGCUCCAACUGUACUGUCCCCGGAGUCGAGGUACAAACAGAUUUGCCAGAAAUACAACGGCAAAAGGAGUAGCACAAAGUGUUCUACCAACGAACAAAAGUGUGCGAGAGAACUCUUCUCUCACACUGACACUGACAAGAGCAACAAAUCUACAGGCUACCGAUAUGCUACCCUCUACGACACCGACAACAAAAUUCCAGUAUACUCUGCCUACCUGUACACAGGUUAUGACUCCACAGAGAGAACGACUGUUUGGAUGAUUGAGCCUCAGCUUGAUGGCCACUCACAAGAGGAAAUGACCAGAGAAGAAAAUGCAGGUGGACAAGUGGGCUUGAAACAGGCUGUGAAUGAGGACCUUAUAAACGCAGGUUAUGUACCUCUGUACCCCCGUUGCCUAAACUGUGAUCAAGACCAGGCGGAAUCCACUCUCACUCUCACCAACGCUGCUCCACUGACAGACUCAGAUAGCAAACGGUGGUAUGACCAGGUGGAGAAGAAAAUAGCUCAGAGAAUGUCAGAUAAGUGUAGCGAAAGAACAGCCCAUGUUGUGUCCGGGGUCGUUCCAGGGCCCAGCUGUGAUUGGUGUGAUGAUUUUUUUUCUUUACAUUACUUUGGAUAUAAUCUUAGAGCAAGAGUAGCCAGUCACUUCUGGUCAGCUUUCUGCUGUAAAGACAGGUACAACCAGAAUAGGUUGAUAUCAGAGGGCUACAUCUUAGAAAUGAAAGGGCGUGGGAGCGCAGAGGCUGUGAAUCAAACUCUAAAUCAUCUGAAUCGUGAUCUUGCAAAGAAGUACAGCUCCUCCAACUUUCAGGUGUUUGGGUCAAUCCAAGGCUGUUCUUAAAGUCCAGACCCCUAAUACACACACACACACACACACACACACACACACACACACACACACACACACACACACACACACCUGUAAUCAGAGGCACACACCUGUAAUUGAUCAUAUCUCUCACCACAAUGCUCAUGGAAACACUGUGACAGUGACACUAAUUAUACAUGUGUGACCUUUAAAUAAUAUAAUUUUAAUAAAACUAUUCUAACUAA